AUGUCUCGCCUUGGCAAUAUUCCCGAUGCAUCUCUGGUUCUGCCUCGUGCUCCUAAUUGUCAGCAUUGUGGAGCAAAAAGGUUCCAUUUGGAACCUCCUUCCUUUUGCUGUUCAGGAGGAGAGAUCUCUAUCGUUGCUCCUCCAAUGCCUUACGAUUUGAAACGUUUAUUCAUUGGCAACAAUGAAGAGAGUGCUCACUUUAGAACCAUUGUUCGCACUUAUAACAACAACCUUGGCUUUACAUCUUUUGCCGCAAAGUAUGACUCUGAAUUAACAAAGAACACAAAAGGUGUCUAUACCUUCCGUGUUCAAGGUCAGGUUUACCACUUUCUUGAUGGUCUUGUUCACUUAGGUGAUCGACCAUCUGGAAUCCAAUUAUAUUUUUUUGACACUGCUGAGGAAUUAACAAAGAGGCUUCGUAACUCAGAUAAACUACGCGAAAGCACUUUAAAAUUGCUUAUGCGCGUUCUUUCUGACAAUCCUUAUGCUCGGUUCUUUAAAGGCCUUAGGGAUGUUCCACUCCUUGACAACCUGAACAUUAUCCUUAAUUGUUAUCCUUCACAUGACCAGCGAGUAUAUAACCUUCCCUCAGCCUCGCAAGUAGCAGCUAUAUGGACUGAAAGUGAAGAUCAGUCGUCCGAUAGGCACGCUCAUAUUCAGGUUUAUUCUCGCUCGGCUGGUAGCCAUAGGAUUCAACAUUACUAUGGCUGUUACGACCCUUUACAGUACCCUCUCCUUUUCCCUCGUGGUGAGUGUGGCUGGCACCAUGGAAUUAAAAGACUUUGCAAGAGGAAAAGAGGAGGGGACGCUUGUGAGGAUGAUAUUAACAUUGAUCCAACUUCAGUUAACUCCUCAUCGGAGUUAAUCGAUUUAGAACAAAGAGCUGCUGACCGAGGAAAAACAGAGGAAGGUACUGUAUCUGCUAGGGAGUACUACUGUUAUAGGUUCCAAAUAAGGGACGAUGAUGAGUCAAUGCUGUUACACACUCUUAGGCUGCUACAGCAGUUUUCAGUUGAUGCUUAUAUUGCUGCUUCUAAGGUUGGUCGUAAGGUCAUUCUUCCAGUUUCCUUUAUAGGUGGUCCCAGGGAUAUGAGGCGUCGUUACCUAGAUGCGAUGGCACUCCAUGGAAAGAAAUUCAAGAAAAAUUGGAAAUACCAUGAAAAACCUCAGGAUCGGCCAGACCUUCUUGCUAGAGUUUUUAAAGCCAAGUUUGAAAUGCUUAAAGCAGAAAUUCUGAAUAAGCAGAUCUUCGGCGAGGUUUCAGCGUGUGUUUACGUGAUUGAAUUUCAGAAACGCGGCUUUCCUCAUGCCCAUUUAUUAUUAAUCUUAAAACCUGGUCAUAAGCUGCUUAAUCCAGAGUCGUACGACAAAGUAGUUUGUGCUGAGUUGCCCGACAAAGAUAGAUAUCCUCACUUGUAUUCUCUUGUUGUGAAACAUAUGAUCCAUGGUCCUUGCGGAGCCAUGGAUACAUCUUGUCCUUGUAUGAGAGAUGGAACCUGCAAAAAUCACUAUCCAAAGAGCUUUUGUUCUCAGACGACUCAUGGUGAGGAUACCUAUCCGUGUUAUAGGAGAAGGGAUGAUGGCAAAAGAGUGAAGGUCCGUAGAUUUACUCUUCAUAAUAGGUGGGUUGUGCCUUACAACCCUUACCUGCUUGCUUUAUUUGAUUGCCACAUCAAUGUCGAAAUUUGUUCUACUCUUAAGCUUGUGAAGUACUUGUAUAAGUAUGUUUUCAAAGGACACGAUCAAGUGAGCUUUAAGAUUAUUUCCUGUGCAUCAGCGGAUGCUAUUGAUGAAAUAUGA
Molecule: messenger RNA, 1800 nt
Organism: Coffea eugenioides
Lineage: Eukaryota; Viridiplantae; Streptophyta; Magnoliopsida; Gentianales; Rubiaceae
Exons: 4
Coding region: 1-1800 (599 amino acids)
Source: RefSeq, a predicted model, not a curated record